Molecule: messenger RNA, 1815 nt
Organism: Sparassis crispa
Lineage: Eukaryota; Fungi; Basidiomycota; Agaricomycetes; Polyporales; Sparassidaceae
Product: Phenol hydroxylase
Exons: 15
Coding region: 1-1815 (604 amino acids)
Molecular function (GO): FAD binding
Source: RefSeq, a predicted model, not a curated record
AUGCCUACUGCUCUCAUCAACGAAACCGAAGUCGAUGUUCUGGUCAUAGGCGCUGGUCCAGCCGGACUUAUGUGUGCUCAAGGCCUUGCCAGGGCCGGCGUAAACGUACGCAUUGUCGAUCAGAGACCUGCCAAGGUUGCUGCUGGACAAGCGGACGGCAUUCAGCCUCGCACUAUCGAAGUAUUCCAGAGUUAUGGCCUCGCUGAACGUCUCAUUCGCGAAGGAAAUCAGAUGCACAUGGCGGCCUUUUACAAUCCGAGUCCCAAUGGCGGAAUUGAGCGGACUGGUCGUACAGCAGAUGUAUCUGCUCCAACUGCCCGCUAUCCUUUCGAAAUCACCUUGCAUCAAGGGGGCAUCGAAGCCAUCAUACUGGACUCUAUGCGAUUAUUAGGCCUUGAAGUUGAGCGACCAAUCAUACCCAUCGCGCUCGAAGUAUCGGCGAACGAGGCAGAGCUGAAAGACCCUCAUUCCCACCCUGUGAAGGUGGUGUUAAAGUAUCUGAACCCGGCAGAAGGUCAGAACGACACGGAGAUCGUACACGCCAAGUUCGUUCUCGGAGCGGAUGGAGCACACUCGUGGGUCCGGAAGACGCUUGGGAUUCUCAUGGACGGCGAACAGACCGACUACAUCUGGGGCGUCGUUGACAUGAUUCCCGAUACCGACUUCCCUGACAUCCGCAACCGCUGCGCGAUCCACUCUAACAACGGCUCGUGCAUGGUCAUCCCGCGCGAAGGCGACACCGUGCGGCUCUACAUCCAGCUCACGGACACGGAGGUUGUCGAUGCCUCGGGCCGCGUCGACAAGAGCAAGAUGGGCCCGCCACAGCUGCUCGAGGCCGCGAAGAAGUCGUUCUAUCCGUACAAAAUAGCGACGAAGGGCGACGUCCAGUGGUGGACGCUGUAUAUCAUUGGACAGCGGGUAGCUUCUCAGUAUUCUGUCCACGAACGCGUGUUCAUCGCUGGGGACGCGUGCCACACCCACUCGCCCAAGGCUGGUCAAGGGAUGAACGCGAGCAUGAACGAUUCGCACAAUUUAGUGUGGAAGAUCACGCAUGUACUUCGCGGGUGGGCAGGUAUGCCGCUGCUGAAGACGUACGAAUUCGAGCGCCGAAAGUACGCUCGGGACCUCAUCGACUUUGACAAGACCUUCUCUGCGCUGUUCUCCGGCAAGCCACAUACGGAGGAGAACCAGGACGGCGUGACGCAUGAACAAUUCUUGCAGGCAUUCCAGACCUUCGGCCUAUUCACGAGCGGGAUCGGCGUGCACUAUGGCGCGUCAGCCAUAGUGAACACAACACACCAGUCCUACGCAACCAAGCUGAUCAUCGGCCAGCGCAUGCUCCCGCAUGUGUUCGUGUGUGCUGCGGACGCUCGCCCGUUCGAGCUGCAGGAUCUCCUUCCGUCCGACACGCGCUUUAAGAUCCUUGUGUUCGCCGGGAACACAGCCGACGAGCAGCAGCUAGCCCGCGUGAAUGCCCUGGCAGAAGAGAUGGGCGCGCCCGAGGGUUUUUUCCGACGUUUCGGGCGCGGCGCGCCGGAUAACGUCUUUGAUAUCCUAUCCAUCUCCUCUGCAAAGAAACAGGAGGUUAACUUCACCGACCUGCCGGAGCUGUUCAGGCCGCAUUGGUCGAAGGUGCUUCUGGACGACGCGGACAUGUACAGGCGGAGCGGUGGUGGCGGGUACGAAUACUACGGCAUUGACCCGCGGGGCGCCAUCGUCGUGGUACGGCCCGAUGGGUACGUCGGCGCGGUCGCGCCCUUUGGACGUGUCGAUGACAUUGGCGAAUAUUUUGCGUCGUUUAUGUUGGCGCCAUGA